This is a messenger RNA of Oppia nitens, 2516 nucleotides long. RefSeq lists its product as uncharacterized. Lineage: Eukaryota; Metazoa; Arthropoda; Arachnida; Sarcoptiformes; Oppiidae. The record is from RefSeq and is a predicted model, not a curated record. The transcript is spliced from 6 exons. The coding region runs from base 615 to 2399 and encodes 594 amino acids.
UACUGUAUAUAAUGUGUUUGAUAUUAUUCAUAUCAAUCAUACAGUAUAUACAGUAUAUUCAUAUUUAUAAUUAAUUUAUCGUUUUUUUGUUGUUGUUGUUAUUAAAUGAUAUUAACUUUUUGUUUGUAGUUUAAGAUUUCGGGUGCUGUUGUCAACAUCGGAGACCCAUUAGUGGACACAAUCGGUGAACACAAUCGGUGAACACAAUCGGUGGACACAAUAGUUCAUAAAGUCGACAGACAUUUGAACCAAAUAUUUCAAAUAAUGGGAUAUCAUUUUGAAUCAAUAAAAAAAAAUUCAUACAAAAUAUAUGUACUUUAAGUUUUAAGAUUUCGGGUGUUGUUGUUAACAUCGGAGACCCAUUCGGUGGACACAAUCGGUGGACACAAUCGGUGGAUACAAUCGGUGGACACUAUAGUUCAUAAAGUCGACAGUCUUUUACCGGAAUUCAUUCCGAAGACAUCUGAAACCAAAUAUUUCAAAAUAUACUAUCACUCGAUUGGUAACAACAACAACCCUCCGCCCCAUACAUACUAGGACUUGACAUACAUCAUACACAUACCCGUCCCAUAUCUAUACACACACACACACACACACACACACACACACACACAAUGUCUGCUGAUUGUAUCUGUACUACUGGUUAUGCUAAAAACUAUUCAUAUAGACUAAUAACCAAACAAUUAGAUGCCAACCCCAGUGCUGGCCAUGAUUUUCUAUACAAGUUUUGCGAUAGUUGUUAUACUAAUAUAUAUGGAUAUACCUUAUUGGGUGCGGCCGUCAACGGUUAUGUCCAUACAGACAAAAAUAAUCUGACACUAAGUUUACGUGAAAUUAAUACAUCAAAUAAUAGCACUAUUAGGCAAUAUUUAGCUAAUGAUUUAAUUCAAUGGACGGGUAGUUGGGAUCGUCGAUUUGAGAUUAUAGUUGAAUCAAUUACAAUGAAACUAACGGUCUCACCAUCCAUAGCACUCAAUCAAUCGGAUCUAAACAGUAUUAUUUUGGAUUAUUGUAUAUCACCGAAAAAUACCCAAACAAUUGGCCAAUUAAGACAAGAGUUGGCCAAUCGGUACGGCUAUCGGAUUAAUAAAUUGUAUUUAACUGAUAGUAGUAGUAGUAGUAGUAGUAAUAGUAGUCGUAGUAGUCGUCAAUUAUUAGAUGAUAUGUCCAUUGAAAAUGUCUGGUUUUUCGACAAUAUUGCCAACAGUUUGAUUAAUGUCGUACCAAAAUCAAUGUCCUGUUGUGACUAUUGUCUAAAGGAUGUAAACAACCGUCAGUAUUAUUGUCGGAUUGACAUCAAACAGAUCGACCCAAACAACAACAGUAGCGGUGAUUCAGAUUUUAAAUACCUGUUUUGUCGACACACCGGAUGGGUUAGAGUUAAGGAUAUAUACUAUGUAUGUGUCGAUGGAUAUAACGAAACAGAUAUUAGUUUAGAGAUACGCAACACUAAUCAGUCAAAUGAUACCAAUGAAUGGUUAAGUUUGGAUCAGUUCAUUGAUUUUACUGAUUAUAUCGACUAUACCGACGAACAGAAACGGACGGGUAGUAUUCGGUUUGAGAUUCGGGCCAUUAAAGUGACGGUUAACGUGUCGUUGGCUCGACUGAAACACACAAACAAAUUGGUAGAUAAUCAUCAAUCACUCGUACCGUUAAAUAUAUUGCCGAUACAAACCACGACUGUCGGUGAAUUGAAACAACAGUUAGCCCUAAAGUAUAUGUUUGAAACGGAAACCGUUUCGUUGUAUUUGUCGGAUACGGACACCAAUGAACCGCAUGACAACCGCCUGCUAACCGAUGACCAACCCAUAGCUAAUGUCUGGUUUUAUGGUUAUUAUAGCCGUAGUGUUAUUAACAUUGUAUCGACAAAAGGUGUUAAAUAUUUGACUGAAGUUAUCAACCGAUCAAAUGAUCUAAUCAUCGAAAAGAUGACAACACUGUUAUUAACGGCUAAUGGCGGACAAACUAUUGCCAAUCAAUCCGCUGAUGCCAUCACUGAUGCUGUCAUUACAGCCAAUAAAGAUUGGUCUGCAAAGAUGACUGAAUUGUCGACCACUUUAUCGGACACAAUAAGAGACUGUUUUACUGAACAAACCAAAGCCAUCAUCGCUGCCAACAAACACAACAGUGAUGUAAUAACCGGAAAACUAAUGACAGGUCUCGCAAAUCAUACCAAACAUACUAUCAAUGCUUUGGCACUGAGAGACAAAUAUUUUGCGGCCGAUAUAUUGGACUCGGAAACCAAUAGCCAAUUGACUUGCAAUGAAUCUGUAUUAGACAACAUUAAUAAUGAUGAUAACGAUGACGAUGACAGUCAACUGGCCGACCAUUUACUGGAUACCGAAGCUGUAGUAGUGGUCAACCAGCACAAGGAAGAGGAGGAGAAGGAGCAGCAGUAGCUCAGGUACUCUGAGAGACUACAGGAGCUACUGAUGAAUGAUAUGCAAUGAAAUGCAAAUGCAAAUUACAAUAUUGGAUAAAACAACGAAAAAUAAAUAAGUAGUUAUUAUUAUUAU